CAACAACAUCGCAACCGCAAUAAGGCUCUUGAUUACAACCUACGUGGACCCUACAAUUGCUGCGACGAUCACCAUGACAGCAAAUAUUGGAACAAUGGAUACAGCCAUCACAACUAUUGAGAAUGCUAUGCUGAGCAUUUCUAACGAGCUGACCACAAUGGAAACCUACGUCCAAGUAUCAGCUGUCACUGAUGUCACUGAGGCUGCUGAAUCCUUUGGCAAUGGACUUGUAAAUGCCAGUAUCGACUUUGCUGGUUACCUUGAGCAUAAGUUGCUUACUGAGGUCGGUUACUGCGGCGUGUUCUACGAAAUCUACAACGUGUUUGUCAGGUUCCUGUGUGCAAAAAUAUCUCAGCCUGUGCUGGUCAUGUGGGUAGGCAUGGCUUCGGUGUGCAUCUUUGGGCUUCUCUGUGCCAUCCUUUCCUUCCGCAUCACCAAGUACUUCAAGCGCCCGAUCGACUACAAGGACUACGUCGACACGGCGAUCGGCGGCGGCGGCAAGAACAGAGUCCACCAGAUGGAGGCACCGCGCCCCGUCAUCAUCACCACUCUCGAUAAGAUUCCUACUGAUAAGCCUCAGGCGGUGCACGUCACUGUUGUGGAUCCAUCCAGCAAGCAUCCGAAGAUUUAUCCGAAGAUUCCUAACACAGUCUGAACCAAAAUACAAACCCAGCCUAUCCAUGCCACGGCCGACUUAAGCCAUGAUCGUAAAUUCUCUUCAUAUAUACAGUUUCAUAACAAAAACAAGAAGUAUCCA
Messenger RNA from Priapulus caudatus, 757 nucleotides. RefSeq lists its product as uncharacterized. NCBI's taxonomy places the organism in Eukaryota, Metazoa, Priapulida, Priapulimorpha, Priapulimorphida, Priapulidae. The transcript is spliced from 8 exons. Gene Ontology annotation, cellular component: membrane. The record is from RefSeq and is a predicted model, not a curated record. Bases 74 to 655 code for a protein of 193 amino acids.